UUUUGCCAUAGCGCGAUGUGGACAUUGUGGGGCUUCGUUGCCCUUCUCGCUGCCGCAGUUCAGAGUCAUAUCACCUAUAUAGAAGUUCGUCUGCCGCUCGAGGGAACUCCGUCACCCCCAGGGUCGCCAUGGCCUCUACCUCAAGUCUACAGACCAUCCGAUAAGCUAUUGGAAGUCGAUCCCAAUAACUUCGAUAUUCGAUCGGAGGCUAUUUGCUGCGAUAUCGUAGACCAAGCGAUAAAGAGGUAUAAGAAGCUGCUGUUCCCCGUCAACAAGACCGCCGAGAGCUCGAAGACGAAGUUGAAAGCUCUCGAUGUCGAAGUUGAAGAAUAUGAGGACAAGGCCGAACACUGUGGAUAUCCACAUCACAAGAGCGACGAAAAAUACAAAUUGGAGAUAAAGGAUGACGGUGCAGCUAUCCUCAAAUCGAAAACCGUCUGGGGUGCGCUCCGAGGAUUGGAAACAUUCUCUCAGCUCCUAUACCAUGACGAGAAAGCAGGAAGCUUCUUCAUCAACGCAACAUCAAUUGAAGAUUGGCCUCGAUUCAGUUUCCGAGGAAUUCUCUUGGAUACCGCCCGUCAUUUUCAACCGAUGAAAGUCCUGAAACAAAACUUGGAUGCCAUGUCUUACUCGAAAUUCAAUGUCUUCCACUGGCAUCUCGUCGACGAUCAAUCAUGGCCCUACGAGAUGGAAGUGUUUCCCAAUCUCACGGACGCAGCUUACCAUCCAAAGCAGAUUUAUACGCAAGAAAAUUUGAGAGAAAUCAUCGAGUAUGCCCGCCUCCGGGGCAUCCGCGUCAUACCCGAAAUCGACACUCCUGGCCACACUCAAGCUAUCGGGAAAAUUUUCCCAAAGCUCCUGACUCCAUGCUACGGCGAGGGUGGGAAGGGCACAUCACGCCAUCCGGAUUUCGCUGGCUUUGAAAUGCUGAACCCUAUGCAGAACUAUACGUACGAUGUGAUGAAAGAGAUCUUCAACGAAACGACAAGAACAUUCCCGGACGAGUACAUCCAUCUCGGAAUGGAUGAAGUCUACUACAAGUGUUGGGAAUCGAGUCCGGAAAUCGCCGAGUUCAUGGCAAAGAAUGAGAUGAAGAAGGUGGCAGAGGUGGAGCAGCACUAUGUGCGUCGCACGCUGGACAGCGUGAAGAAUCUAGGCGCGAAGUACAUGAUCUGGCAGGAUCCGAUCGACAACGGCGUGAAAGCCGCGCCCGAUACCCUGGUUGGGGUUUGGAAAGACGUCUACCUGGACUCGAAGCUGCUCCCCUGGCAAACGUACAUGUCGAGAAUCGUUAAGCAUGGCUAUCAGCUGGUGCUGUCGGCUCCGUGGUACUUGAAUUACAUAAGCUACGGCGAAGAUUGGAAGAAGUACUACAAUAUAGAUCCGCGUGACUUCGAGGCGACAGACGAAGACAAGGAUCUUAUCAUCGGGGGAGAAGCUUGCAUGUGGGGAGAAUACGUCGACGGAACGACUCUCAUCUCGCGCCUCUGGCCACGUGCUGGAGCCGUGGCGGAGAGACUGUGGUCGAGUGCGUCGGUGGUUGACGUUGAAUCCGCGAAAUUCCGCUUGGAUGAAAUGAGAUGUAGAAUGGUCCGCAGAGGAAUCCCGGCAGCGCCCAUUCUCAACGGAUAUUGCGGUGGCUACGACUGGGAUCUCUGAAGUCUCACUCCCGUCGCCUCUCCGGACCGAAUAUCUAUUCACUCGGUGGAUCGAAUUUCAUAUGAUGGAAUUCCGUGCGUUCGAAGACUCCGCGUUCGAAUCGCAAUCCGGGAAUGAGAUGAAUAG
Molecule: messenger RNA, 1785 nt
Organism: Galendromus occidentalis (western predatory mite)
Lineage: Eukaryota; Metazoa; Arthropoda; Arachnida; Mesostigmata; Phytoseiidae
Product: beta-hexosaminidase subunit alpha
Exons: 9
Coding region: 16-1659 (547 amino acids)
Biological process (GO): ganglioside catabolic process; carbohydrate metabolic process; glycosaminoglycan metabolic process
Cellular component (GO): membrane; lysosome
Molecular function (GO): beta-N-acetylhexosaminidase activity
Source: RefSeq, a predicted model, not a curated record